Cladocopium goreaui is the source of this 2295-nucleotide messenger RNA. The record is from the annotation of a GenBank genome assembly. Lineage: Eukaryota; Dinophyceae; Suessiales; Symbiodiniaceae.
AUGAUGUCUAAGAGUGGCAAGUUGAGAUCCCUUGUUCGGGAGUUGAAUACCAACUACAGCCAGGAUGCUGGAGCCAUGUGCUUACCUGCCUUGGAAAAGGCAAUCAAGGAGGUAGAUGGGGCGUACGACGCCUGCAACGAAGCAUGGGCACUGGGAGAGGCUGACAAAUUCCGGAGUCAGAAGUUUGUUGACACGGCGGAGGAACAGAUGAAGAAGGCAACCUUCACGUGCAGCAAAGCUCUCGCAGUUGAAAACAAGAUCAGGAACGCAAAGAAGUACUACUCCAAGAAUGCGAGGGAGGUGGCAGCGCCCAAAGGACCGAACAAGGGAGUGAACAAGGGACCGACCAACAAGUCCGGCAAUACUGAGCCGGAAACCACUGCAAAGUCAAAGGGUGCCAAGCCGGUCAAAAAGACCGCCAAGGGCAAGUCAAAUCAGAGCACUGCCUUGUGGGAGAAACCACUGCAUGCGAAGCUCAAAGGGUUUAAGAAAACCAGAUUGCAGAUCCGUGCUGACAGUGCAGCCCCUUGCGCUGGGAUCAUUCGAUCCGCGAGAGGCUUUGUGAGAGAUGUGGGCAGGGAAGCCGCUGCUAGGUCAGGUGGUUUGCUGAAAUUAGCCAGCCGUUCUGUUGGUCAGGCAGAAAGGGAUUGCCACAGGCUGGUUGGUCAAUAUAACCUUGGCCUGCCAAUUCCCAAGACGGAUCUGAAAACUGGACGUGGUUUCUCAAUACCUGUACUGAGACUUCGUGAUUGGGCACAAUUCUUGAUUGAUGGAAACCACUCUCAUAUGCUGGUCGGGCUGCGGAAGCCAGAUUGGGAACGUGAGACUGCCAUACUCAAGAAAUUUUGGGAGCUGUUUCGUUGCCAGAAUCCUGACCAUCCGGUGUUCGAACAAUCUCGUCUUGGCAACUUGGAUUUAGGGAAAACUUUUCCCAUGGUUUUUCAUGGGGACGAAGGCAGAGGAAGAAAGCACACUCCUCAACUUGUUCUCAAUUUCCAUUCGGUGCUUGGAAGAGGUGUUCGGGUCAAAAACAAGAAGAAAGCAGGCUCUUACAUCAAGAUGUCUCCCAAUUUCCAUGGCCACUCGCUCACUACGAGGUUCUUGCUUGCAGCAGUGCCAAAGGUUCUCUACAGCUGGGACAACGAUGAAGUUUGGCAAGAUUUGAUGCAGCUCGCGACAGAUGAGGCAAAUUUUAUGUUUUAUGAAGGCGUGCUCGAUGGCACAUGUCGACGUGGCAAGUUCAACAUGGCUUUGCUUUUUAUCUCAGGAGAUUGGCCAUGGCUUGCUGAUUCGGGCAACCUGGCGAGGAGCUACCGCAAUGUGCAGAAAAAGAAGAACCAGCAAAGACACCUUGGCAUUUGCCACAUGUGUGCUGCGGGCCAGACCGGCUAUGACUUUGAGGAAAUCAACUCCCGGCAGCCGCAGUGGCUUCGCACGAUGUUUACGCUGGACUGCUUCUCCGAAGGUGGACCCCCACCAUUUGCAGAUCUACCUCAUGUGCCAGGGCGUCUGGCAGAGCUAUGGAGGUUUGAUGCUUUUCAUACCCUUCACUUGGGCGUGUGCAAGAUCUUUUUGUCCAGUUCUUUGGCCCUGCUUUCAGAACUCCAGCCAGAAUCUGCGAUCGACGACAGAUUCGCAUCCCUCAGUGCAUUGUAUCUGUCAUGGUGCAAGACACACAGCGAACGGCCAUGGGUGAGCAAAUUGACCAAGGAAUUGCUCAAUUGGCCAAGUACUACAGUAUUCCCGACAGGAAGCUGGCACAAGGGUGCGCUUUCGACAACAUUGAUGAGAUGGUUUCAAUUUCGCUUUGAACGUGAGGGUUCCAAUUGGCCUCCGAUGCUUGCACGGGCUGGUGAGGCAUGUGUCUUGAUGAACGAUUUCUUGAAGGGCCUAUAUGAUGCAGAAGCCUGGUUGCCCGCGUCAACUGCACAAAAAAUCGCUGAAAAUGGUUUUGCAUUUUUGAUUCAAUAUGCUCGCCUGGCUCGGAUGGCAUACCUGGAAGGAAGGCUGCUGUGGUCAUUGCAGCCCAAACUGCACUGCCUCCACCAUUUGGUAAUCUAUCUCUUUGAGUCUUCUGUAUCUGGACAUCGCGUACUCAACAUCCUUUGUUUUUCAACCCAACAAGACGAAGAUUUUGUAGGGCGACCGAGUCGUCUGGCUCGUCGAGUCACCCCCAAAGUCUUGCAAAGCUGCCAUCGCGUCCUGGACAGAUAUUUAAUUGCCACACAUUCGCAGUGGGUGAAGGAUCGAUAUCUGCUGACACCAGAAGCAAGUGCUGGCUCGGUGUCAAGAUGA